Tremella mesenterica DSM 1558 is the source of this 675-nucleotide messenger RNA. RefSeq lists its product as uncharacterized. The record is from RefSeq and is a predicted model, not a curated record. The transcript has 5 exons. Lineage: Eukaryota; Fungi; Basidiomycota; Tremellomycetes; Tremellales; Tremellaceae. The coding region runs from base 1 to 675 and encodes 224 amino acids.
AUGAACUCACAACCUUACUUCCCACCACCUGAUUAUCGCCCUUGGAACCAUGACUACUACCCUCAACCAGUGAUGGAUCAUCCUCCUCCCUUCGCCCCCGCCUCCGAGCCAUUUCCCCUUCCAAACCCACCUAUCUCUCCUCCGCCGUAUACUGAUGCCUUCACCGAGUUGGGUAUCACUUACGUGAAACGCUUCAUUCUCGACCCACCAGUUAUCUACGUGGCUUCAACUUUCAAUGGACUCCAUCUGUGGUCGUACGAUCCCCACUUCACACAAUGCUACGAGCUUGCAGCCCCUCCUGGGCGACAUGGUAAAAGUUCAUUUUGUACCUCCGUAGAAGGGAGAUGGCCAAUGGGUGGAUAUCCUGAGAUGCCACUUCAAGAACAACGUGCGCCAAGGAGUUUGUUGAAUCCCAAGGCAAUACCAUUUUACUAUCCAGCGUGGAGAUCGAGGAUGACCGCACCCUGCAAGAACGUCGAAGUAACCUGCCAAGGCUCAUCAUGGUCGGCUCGUAUGAACCAUUCCCCUCAAUCUUCGAUAUCGUCUUCACCUGACGCUUGGCCAGAGGAGAUGUUGACGCCAACUCUGCAACCGGUGGCUUUCAUGGUGGGAACGAACCCAGUGUACAAUGUCAUGGUGGAUUCAGACGAACGUCACAAAGUUGUAGCUUUCUAA